Molecule: messenger RNA, 1203 nt
Organism: Colias croceus (clouded yellow)
Lineage: Eukaryota; Metazoa; Arthropoda; Insecta; Lepidoptera; Pieridae
Gene: Ho
Product: heme oxygenase
Exons: 4
Coding region: 37-774 (245 amino acids)
Biological process (GO): heme oxidation
Molecular function (GO): heme oxygenase (decyclizing) activity
Source: RefSeq, a predicted model, not a curated record
ACGCAUAGUACAUAGUUUAAUUUACUUUCUCUUAAAAUGGCACAAGUUAAUGGUGAACUCUUCACCACCCGCAUGAGAAAGGCAACUCGGAAAAUACAUUCAGUGAGUGAUGCACUCGUAAAUGCGAAAUUUGCUAUUUCAUUGAGAGAUGAAAAAGUAUGGGGUGGAGGAUUAUUUGUCUUUUAUCACAUUUUCGCCUACUUGGAGGACGCUAAGAAGAGGUUGAACAUGCCUGAUUUUGACAAAUUAUUUGUGAACAAAAUUUUAUAUAGAAAACAUGCCUUUGAAGAAGACCUAACUCAUUACCUAGGUAAUGAGUGGCACAGAUUACCAAAAUCAGCUGCUCUGGAAAAUUAUUUAGAACAUUUGCAAAGCCUGGAGAAAGAAAAUCCCCAGUUGUUAAUGGCAUAUGUUUAUCAUUUGUAUCUUGGCUUGCUUAGUGGUGGCCAGAUUUUGUCUAAAAAGAGGAAGAUGUUUGGGGAUAAAACUGCUCCAUCAGACACAUAUACAGACAAAGUUACCGACUUCACAGGAGUUGAUAUAGCCCAGUUGAAAGAUGAUUUCCGCGCGGCCAUGAACCAAAUAGCGGAUCACAUGACGGAUGAAGAACAACAAGCAUUUAUUGAAGAGAGUAAUCAAGUUUUCUUAAUGAAUAAUUUGAUAGUUAAUUCUGUUGGAGGGCAAAAUAAAGUCUUGUACAGUUUGUUGUAUAAGACUUCAGCGGUUUUAUUGCUUUUGGCCAGUGUUGUUAUGGCAUAUAGAAUGCAUAAAUAGUUGAAAAUCAUAAUAUUGUAGUUUUUAAAGUUGUGUUUAUUGUUGACUGAAGUAUUUAUGUUAUUCUCUUAUAUACAUUUAUGAUAGAAGAUGAUACUCAUUUUUUUGUGGUAAAAAGCUGUAAAAUGAACAAGUUAUAUUAUAUAAAAUGUUGAUUAAUAGGUUUAAAAAAGCGAUUGUUACACAUGGUACAUGGAUAUUUAAUUAUUUCUUAUAUUGUUAAAAGUAUAACGAUUUUUAAAUUACAUAAUAUAAUUUUAUAUUCAAGUUUUGUUUGUUUUUGUGUUAGUUGAUUUUGCAUAGAGGUAGUAAUUGUUCUUCAACAGUGAUAUUUAAACUGUUUAGUCAGCUUCCUAUAAAUGUGAUUAUAUAAUUUAAGUAAAAGAUUGUAGACCAGACAUUAUUAUUUUAUUAAAGACUGAUUCAAUA